AGUUAAUCCAUUCAGUUGAACUUCAACAUGGGAAAAAAGCGAAAGCUAGCAUCUGCGCAUAUCGAUUUUGAGGAGGAGAAUGAGGAAUUGCAAGACGAUGUGGAUAAAUUCCAUGCUGCGGACCGCAAAUUAGAAGCCAAUGCAUAUAAGAAAAAGAAGGCAAGAACAGCUGAAGAAAUACUGAACGUAGAGGCGGAUGAAUCCGGCGAAGAUGUGCCAUCAGAGUCAGAUUUUGAUGACGAUAGUGGAGAAGAACCGCUUGGAGUCGUUGGUAACGAGUGGGGAAGAAAAAGAAAAGAUUUUUACGGAACAGAAUAUGUCGACGAAGAUUGGGGUGGAAUGCGAGAAGAAGAGCUUGAAGAUGCUGAGCUCGAGGAAGAGGAUGCUGCCGAUAGACAGGCUGCGUUGGACAAGGCGGCCGCUCUCGCCAGCGACUUGUUUGAGAAAGAGGACCAAGCUGAGGGUAAAACAACAACUGUAGUCAAAGAAACAAAUUUUGAAUGGAAAUUGUUGCCAGUCAAGAAGCUCAACAGACGCACAGCUGAGAUUAUUGAGGAGUACAACAGGAGGAAGGACCUCAUGAAUGUCAUUGUGGAUCCGCUCGUGGCUGUUAUUCGAAAGCUACCUCAAAUGUCCAAUGUUAGAAAGCAGAUACUUUUGGUGCAUGAUGUGUACACAACAUACAUCUUGACCAUGAUGUUUUACCUUCAACUGAAAGAACAAUCUUUUGCAAAAAAGGAUGCUACAGAUGAAAUGCUGGAAUCUCAUCCAGUUCUUGAGAGGAUAGAUAAGUUUGCUAAAAUGAUCAAACAUGUGGAUGCGUUUCUGGAUAAAAACGCCUCGGCUCUUAAGAGGUUGCUAAAGAAGGCAUCGAGUGGUGAACAAAUUGAGUCCGCCAUUGUUGAACCUCAUCUACAAAAACAUGCUGAGCAGGAACUAUCAGAAGAAACGAGAAAAACGAACGUAUUGGACGGUGAUAACCAUGAUGUGGCAGACGAUGAAUCUAUGUCGGUCGAAGAUAGAAGAAGAGCUAAUAAACAGAUAGAGAAGAAUUUCAAAGCUGACUCUGGUACCAGGCAUAAGAAAACUCCGAAAACUGCAAGAACCAAAAAUCGGAAACGUUACAAGGAGGCUGUGAAGAAAGUUCGCUCACAGAUCGGAACUAUUCGAACGGAAAUGCAAAAGUACACUGGUGAAUCAAGAGGAAUACGCGUUAGCACCGUGAAAUCGACAAAGCUAUCGGCUUGAGCGUUUUGCCGAAUACUCUUGUUGUUUCCCUUUAUACCUGUUUGUUAUCUGCGGUUGUUACUGUUGUUUUUGCCGAAUUCCUUUCGAAUAAGUAUAGAAGAAUCACAUGGUCAGUGCUAGAGUUACAGUCUCGAUUUGACGAUAUAAAAGGCUAAAGUCGGACGUGAAAUUGUUCAGUAGCACGAAAUGCACUUGAGCGUUUGUGUAUCUGCUGCCAUGAAUGAUUCCUUUCUAAUUUGACGCUUGCUUUUCAUUGAUUUUCGCACAUAUGGGCAGCGCUUUUGUUAUUGUGCAACUCAAGACUGUGGUCGCAGAAUUUCUGCUUCUAUUCUUGAUAUACAAUGAUUAUAGUAUCUCUUGUCGAAAAUUGUAUAGUUUGACAGAUUAUUUGUGGUAUGUUUUGUUACUGAGGUGACAGCCUCAUUACGUUACCCCAGGCGACUGCAGCCCUCUCUCUAACGAGAUUGAACUAGAUAUUCCCCUAUGCUGUCUGCAAUGUAGUUGUAACUUUCUUUUGCAGUUCUCGUUACUUUUGUUGUUGUUGAUUUGUUGGAGAGAAAAAUUACAGUAC
Messenger RNA from Cylicocyclus nassatus, 1819 nucleotides. NCBI's taxonomy places the organism in Eukaryota, Metazoa, Nematoda, Chromadorea, Rhabditida, Strongylidae. The record is from the annotation of a GenBank genome assembly.